UCAGGUUUACAUUUGAUGCAAUGCAUGCAGUUACUGACACUUAUGCCAAACCUAUUUUUGUUGAUAAACUUGGUGCAAGUCUGGAUUCAAUCGCAAAUGGAAUCCCUUUGGAAGAUUUUGGACAUGGUCAUCCUGAUCCUAAUCUAACGGCUGUUUUAGCUUGGCUUUCUAUUAUUGCACACUGCAACAAAGACAAGAAGGCAGGGGAGAAACUGAUCUCUGUGGCUGAUGUUGUGAAGGAACACUGGGCAACUUAUGGACAAAUUUCUUUUCUAGAUAUGACUGAGGAAUGUAAAUCUGAAGGUGCCAAUAAAAUGGUAGCAUACCUACGAGAGACUGCAUCAAAGAGCAAGACUGGUGAUAAGUUCUAAUGAUAAUUUUGAUAGUUCUAAUGAUCUCCUAAGUUCUAAUGAUGAACUUAUUUUGUCCUAAUUAUUAGUUUUGUUAA
Arachis ipaensis is the source of this 448-nucleotide messenger RNA. NCBI's taxonomy places the organism in Eukaryota, Viridiplantae, Streptophyta, Magnoliopsida, Fabales, Fabaceae. The record is from RefSeq and is a predicted model, not a curated record.